UGACGCUUGAUUCCCUGCGAUCUGAGGUUGCGCCGCUGAGACAGUGAGUCCGGGGCUGAGCCUGAAGCCUGAGAGAUGAUCACUCCUUGCUGUGUUAGGAGUUGGGGGGCAGUCGCCCGAUCUGCCCGUUUCCUAUUGCUAACUAGAUUAGCUGCCCAGCUCCCCCGGCGUGCCAGCCCGGGGUUCAGUACUUAUGAUGUGGUCAUUGUUGGAGGUGGAAUUGUGGGUCUUGCAUCUGCUCGGCAACUCAUCUUGCGCCAUCCAGCCCUCAGCUUUGCUGUCUUGGAGAAAGAGAAAGAAAUAGCCAUACACCAGAGUGGACAUAACAGUGGAGUUAUUCACAGUGGAAUUUACUACACUCCUGGGUCCCUGAAAGCCAGACUGUGUGUUCGAGGAGCUGCCCUCAUUUAUGAGUAUUGUGACCAGAAGGGAAUCCCUUACAAACAAUGUGGAAAGCUUAUAGUAGCUGUGAAACAUCAGGAAAUCCCAAGAUUGCAAGCUCUCUAUGAGAGAGGUCUUCAGAACAAUGUGCCAGGACUCCGGCUUAUCAGUGCACAAGAUAUCAAGGAGAAAGAACCGUACUGCAGGGGUGUUCUGGCUCUUGAAUCUCCAUACACUGGCAUUGUAAACUACAAACAGGUGGCACAGUCAUACAAAGAUGAUUUCUGUGAUGCAGGGGGAAGUGUUUUAACUGACUUUGAAGUAACCGAUAUAAAAAUGGUUAAUGAAAGUCCUGCUGGGUCUGUACAAGGAAUAGAGUAUCCAGUUGCAAUCAAAAAUAAUAAGGGUGAAGAAGUUCACUGUAAAUAUGUGCUGACAUGUGCAGGGCUCUUCUCAGAUCGGGUGUCUCAGGUCAGCGGGUGCAGUGCAGAACCGCGUAUCGUUCCCUUCCGCGGGGACUACUUGGUGCUGAAACCAGAAAAAUGUUAUCUUGUCAAAGGCAAUAUUUAUCCCGUCCCCAACCCCAGAUUUCCGUUUUUAGGAGUCCAUUUCACUCCCCGAAUGGAUGGAAGUGUUUGGCUUGGCCCAAAUGCUAUUUUGGCCUUCAAGCGUGAGGGCUAUAGGCUAUUUGACUUUAAUGCCAGGGACUUUACAGAAGCAGUUACAUACAGUGGCCUUCAUAAGCUUGUGCUGAAGAAUUUAUCCUAUGGGAUGGGCGAAAUGUACAGAGCAUUUUUUCUCAGUGCUCAGCUCAAGGAACUUCAGAAAUUCAUACCAGAAUUGACAUUCAAUGAUAUUGUCAGGGGCCCAUCGGGUGUUCGAGCUCAGGCUCUUGACCGGGAUGGAAAUUUAGUGGAUGACUUUGUUUUUGAUGGUGGUUCCGGUGACAUAGCAAAUUGUAUUCUACAUGUGAGAAAUGCACCUUCACCAGCUGCCACAUCCUCUCUAGCUAUAUCAGAAAUGAUCACCUCUGAAGUGGAGGAACGUUUUGGACUGUGAUGAACCUGCAUAUAGUUGGCAGACUAAAGGCUACAUUGAGAUAAGGAACAAUUCAAUGUAUCUCACUAUGCUGCUUUAUAUUUAGUGAUGCAGUCUGCAAACCUUAAAACCACUGGAUUCAUAUAUUGAAGGCACUAAGACUUUUGCGCUUAGCAGAACUGUGUUCACCCCAACUCUAACCGCUGGCUUCAAAAUAUUAUCUAUUAACACUGAUGCCAAAUCUCUCUAAUUGACUUCCAGGCCAUCCUUAGUACACUUUGGUUUUGGCAGUUCUUGAUGUGGGGCAGCUACACAUUUUGGGAACCUUUGAAUUAAUCUGUUGCAUUUACUUAUGCUUUCGUUUUGGUACAGCACUACAUCUUUUGGUAAUAAAAGCUGCAUAGAAUGCAGUAUUUGUACUCUGAUUUAACCUUUUAUUUUUACCCUUAGAAGCUCAUAAAAUAAGUAUGUUGAAGUCAGAUCCCUGCUCAAUACGUUGUGAUGCAGAACUGUCCAGCUGUAGGCCCUUAGGCCAAAAAAAAAAUGGAGUUUAUGGCACCCAGAUUUCCCAAGGGCUCCAAUAACGUUUUUAUAUGACAUCAUAAUUUAAGAAUUCGGUUUCCACAUUUAUGGUUUAGACCAGAGCAUCAUUUUCACACUACCUGAAAAAAACAACAUAAAUGUAAUGUAGAUAUAAUCCUCUUGUAACUACCGGGACUCGGGCCUGCUGGAGUCACCGAACUGAAGGGAAUUUCUGUGCACACGAUCACUUCUGAUAAGAAAAUGCAAGUCCGGAAAGGUAGGUGGGGUGGCUGGUUACGCAUAAUGUGCCCGGCAAUGGAAAGUUAUGCUACUGUAAUCUUCAUUUAUAUAAUUGUAAUGGAAAGUUAUUAUAACUAUGCACUGUUUUUGUUUUAAUAAAAACAAAAGCUAUGAAUGUAUUGAUUUUAAUACUACUACAAUCUGAACAUAGUUUGAUUUCCAUUUGCAGCAUUUCCCCCAAUGGAGCCAAUAAAAUCUCCUGCUUAUGUUAGACAUGGAAAUGUCCAUUAUAUGGGGAGUUUAAUUAUUAAAUGCAGAAGGCAGGAAUACAUCUAUGGAGUAAAACCAUAUAUUUGUGUACUAUGAAUUUUGUACAACAAAUCAUCUGGUUCAAGUGGAAAAAUAAAUGCAAUGUGUUGAA
This is a messenger RNA of Xenopus laevis (African clawed frog), 2602 nucleotides long. It is a transcript of the gene l2hgdh.L, whose product is annotated as L-2-hydroxyglutarate dehydrogenase L homeolog. NCBI's taxonomy places the organism in Eukaryota, Metazoa, Chordata, Amphibia, Anura, Pipidae. The transcript is spliced from 10 exons. Gene Ontology annotation, molecular function: (S)-2-hydroxyglutarate dehydrogenase activity. Bases 76 to 1440 code for a protein of 454 amino acids. The record is from RefSeq and is a predicted model, not a curated record.